Molecule: messenger RNA, 2437 nt
Organism: Prosopis cineraria
Lineage: Eukaryota; Viridiplantae; Streptophyta; Magnoliopsida; Fabales; Fabaceae
Product: diacylglycerol O-acyltransferase 1A-like
Biological process (GO): triglyceride biosynthetic process
Cellular component (GO): endoplasmic reticulum membrane; chloroplast envelope
Molecular function (GO): diacylglycerol O-acyltransferase activity
Source: RefSeq, a predicted model, not a curated record
AGAAAUGGCAGGCAGGGUUACAUGUCAAGCAGAGGCGGUGCCUCCUCAGAUCUCUCUGGUCAGGACAAGGAAUCUUCCAACGGUCUCAUUCUGCAUGCACAUACAUCCCCCACUUUUCUUUCCUUCAUUCAUUCGUUUCCUUCUAAUCAAACCCAAAACAAUCUUCCAAAGGCGCUAGCUUCACCUGAUCACUGUUCUAUUCUAUCACAAUUUACAUCACCUCUCUUCUUAUUCAUAUUUGUUCACUGUUUCAUUCUCAUCUUCUCAAUUACGUCAAAGUACAAUUCCCCUCUUCAAUAUUCUCUCUCCUGACAUUCUUCAGAUUCCUCUUCUCUGCAUCCACUUUCAAUUCUCAUUAUCAAGCUAAUCAUUAGGAUUCUCAUCGGAAAUUUUAUUUUAUCUUAUUUUGGUGUGAUCGUGUGAGGGUCUGGUUUCUCUACUCCAUGGCGGUUUCUCAGGUGCCUGAAAGUGUUGGCACCUCGGCUACAACUACUACUACUGCCUCCGUUCACAGCGAUUUGGAUCUCAACCUUGCCUCUCUUCGUCGAAGGCCCCUGUCAGAGUCUUCUGUUAGGCCUGAGGCUUCUGAAGCCGAGAGUUCUGCUCAAGAUGUUCUCGGAGAUUCUGACUCCAAUUAUUCCAAGUCCGGCACCGAGGGUGGGAACCAGGAGUUGGAAGGUCCCAAUGUGAUUGAUCAGACGAUUCCAGACCAGUUCCCGGAUGUUUCCGAACUUAAAUUUGCUUAUCGUCCUUCAGUUCCAGCUCAUCGCAGAAUCAAGGAAAGCCCUCUCAGCUCCGACAAAAUUUUCAGACAGAGUCACGCGGGCCUUUUCAACCUCUGUAUUGUUGUGCUUGUUGCGGUGAACAGUCGGCUUAUCAUUGAGAAUUUAAUGAAGUACGGUUGGUUGAUUAAGUAUGGCUUUUGGUUUAGUUCAAAAUCUUUGAGAGACUGGCCACUCUUCAUGUGUUGCCUUUCCCUUGCAGUAUUUCCUCUUGCAGCCUUUGUAGUGGACAAAUUGGCGCAAAAGAAGCAUGUACCUGAACCAGUUGUUGUUCUACUACAUGUAACCAUUACGUCAGCUGCAGUGUUAUAUCCGGUUUUAGUAAUCCUCAGGUGUGAUUCUGCUUUUUUGUCAGGUGUUACAUUGAUGCUUUUGGCUUGCAUUGUGUGGCUAAAACUGGUGUCUUAUGCUCACACCAACUAUGAUAUGAGAGCACUUGCCAGAUCAAUUGAAAAGGAAGAAGCACUACCUAAUACUUUGAAUAUAGAGUGCCAAAGAAAUGUGAGCUUGAAGAGCUUGACAUACUUCAUGAUUGCUCCUACAUUAUGUUACCAGCCAAGCUAUCCCCGCACACCAUAUAUUCGAAAAGGAUGGGUGUUUCGUCAACUUAUGAAGCUGAUAAUAUUUACUGGAGUUAUGGGAUUUAUAAUAGAACAAUAUAUUAAUCCUAUUGUCCAAAACUCAGAACAUCCUUUGAAGGGAAACCUCCUUUAUGCCCUUGAAAGAGUUCUAAAGCUUUCUGUUCCAAAUUUAUAUGUGUGGCUCUGCAUGUUCUACUGCUUUUUUCACCUCUGGCUAAAUAUACUUGCUGAGCUUCUUCGGUUUGGUGACCGUGAGUUUUAUAAAGAUUGGUGGAAUGCAAAAACUGUUGAAGAGUACUGGAGAAUGUGGAACAUGCCUGUGCACAAAUGGAUGGUCCGCCACUUAUAUUUUCCAUGCUUAAGGAAUGGUAUACCCAAGGGUGUUGCUGUUUUAAUCGCCUUCCUGGUAUCUGCUGUGUUCCAUGAGCUGUGCAUUGCCGUUCCUUGCCACAUUUUUAAGCUGUGGGCUUUUAUUGGAAUCAUGUUUCAGGUUCCGUUGGUCUUGAUUACGAAUUACCUUCAGAACAAAUUCAGAAGCUCAAUGGUUGGGAAUAUGAUUUUUUGGUUCAUAUUCAGUAUUCUUGGCCAACCUAUGUGCGUGUUGUUAUACUACCAUGACUUGAUGAAUAGGAAAAAGAAAAUUGACUAAGCUGGCAUUGCAUCAUCAACCAUGCAAGUGGAAGAGUUCUUCAGGCUGUUGUAGAUAUGUGGCUGCCUAUUUUUUCUACGGGAAACGUUUUCUGCCUUGAUACUGAUAGUGGUUGCCAUGGGCUGAGCGUCUCCAAGUGACAUUUUCUUGAUGUUGUUUCAUGCUAAUCCAUGUACAAUGAUAGAUGCCAAUGUAGCGGUGUGAAACUGGCUUAUGUUAGUAACUGAUUACAAAAUUGUAAAUGGUCUAGGUUAGAUACCCAUGAUCUGGAAAUGCCUCCCGUACAUGUUGCGUCCACGUUAUGUUGAAUAAAACUUUCUGGAAUUUUGAUACCAGAGCACUUCUCUAUAAUCGUGAUACAUGGAGGACAUUGUUGCAUGCACCAUAUUGAUUUUGUUAAUUGCCAUCGUUCGCAUCGUUGUGAA